GGCCCACACAUCGUCUACCAUCCGCACACGCAGACAUGUCGCUCAGAACAAGACACUCGACAGUGGCAUCGACGCCGGCCCGCGGCACACCGGGUCGUGCAGGCACCGCCGCCUCAACACAACGAGCGCCCACAAACGAACUCCCACCGUACGAACCACUCCAACACCCCUUGAGCAUGGCUGGCCGAGACAGACUACGACAGCUAGCGCUCCCUCUGAAGUUCCAGCAAAACCACAAUCUCCUCGCCGAAGUCAUCUCCUGCCUGAGUGAAGCAGCCGCAGAGACAAACGAAGCCCUGAGCAGCAAGGAAAAGGCACUGGAAAGAGCUCGUUCAAAGGCCGCCAACGACGAAGAUGCCGUCGCCAGCCAACAACGUGUGCAAGAUAUGGAGAAGCAAUUUCAAGAGCUGCAAGCAAAAGUCGACAGCAUGACGGCGCAAAUGGACAAGGAUGUGCGCAAGAUGAUCGACGCCGACAGCACGAUUGAAGAAAUGCAACACACCCUCACCGACCUCAUCAAAGACGUUUCGAACGCCAGCACUCAGCGCACCCAACGCGCCGAGCGAGACACGUCUGAAGAAUACUAUGACUUCGACCCCACCGACCCUACAAAUGCCACCCAGCGCCCCCUCGCUGUCGCAAACAUCUUCAACGACCGCCUGACCCGCGCCCACAACCGCUACACCGCCCGCACAAUGACCGACCGCUACAGCAAAAACAAUCACUACAUCGGCUUCAAAAACAUCACCCACGACGCCCGCUGGGACAAUGAAGUCAACCCCGUCCCUCCCCCCCACCUCUGGUUCAAAGAAGACUUGCCCGCCCAUGGACAAACGCCUCCUGGAGCCCAAGACAGCGACGACGACUUGCAAAUCGCAAGGGAAACAAUCAGCACGAAAUGCCCCAUCACACUGCAAGAAUUCAGAGAUCCCGUGACUAGUGCAAAGUGUCCGCAUACUUUCGAAAGAGAAGCCAUAACCUCCAUGAUCGACAUGCCAACGAACAUCGUACGCUCAGAUGGCGCAAGAGCCGUGCAAUGUCCAGUAGCCGGCUGUCAAAGUAUCCUCACUCUGCAGGAGCUACGCAGUGAUCCCGUGCUGAAGCGCAAAAUCGCUCGCUUGCAAAAGGCGAAUAGAGAUGCAGAAGAGGAUAGUGAUGAGGAAGGGGAAGCAGGGGGACGGAAGAGGGCACAUAGUAUUGGGAGUGAUGAGGAUGGGGAUGGGGUGGAUGUUGAUGGUGUGCAGGAGACGCCUGUGCAGAGGUUGAAGAAGGAGAGGUUGAGUGGGAGGACGCCGAGGCCGAGUGCUGUGCCGACUGCUUCUGCUGGGAGGAGGGUUGGGAGGGGCGCUGUGUUGAGUAUUGAUGAUGAUGAUGAUGAGGAUGAAUGAAUGAACACAGGCACGCGAUUGACGGUAGCUAGAAGCUUUUGCUCCAAGAAGAGCAUGCUUGAUACAUUGAUCACACUGCCCUGCGAAAUCUGCCAAGUCGAAGUUUCUGCUGCGGUGCAUGUGAAACAAAGGACAUUUUGAAAUACAAUCUACAAGUCGCAUCUUGGGUGCCCUCUCUCACCACAUAUAUACCCCCCCUUCCAUUACAACGCUUCUACCGAGUCACCCCUCCCCAUCCCUCAAAUCGACUACAAAGCUCUAAACAAGUCUCUCCAGUCCGCUCUUUUCUUCCUCCCCUGCUCUCCCAUAUUCCCCUCCUCCAUCUUUCCACCAGCUAAUCCAGUAUCAACCCUCAACUCAGGCUUCCUCCUCUGACUCUGACUCUGUUGCACCCUCUGACCUGCCAUGGCUUU
This is a messenger RNA of Aureobasidium subglaciale EXF-2481, 1801 nucleotides long. RefSeq lists its product as uncharacterized. Gene Ontology annotation, biological process: double-strand break repair via homologous recombination; protein sumoylation. The record is from RefSeq and is a predicted model, not a curated record. Gene Ontology annotation, molecular function: zinc ion binding; SUMO ligase activity. Gene Ontology annotation, cellular component: Smc5-Smc6 complex; nucleus. The transcript has a single exon. NCBI's taxonomy places the organism in Eukaryota, Fungi, Ascomycota, Dothideomycetes, Dothideales, Saccotheciaceae. The coding region runs from base 36 to 1388 and encodes 450 amino acids.